Messenger RNA from Pocillopora verrucosa, 553 nucleotides. NCBI's taxonomy places the organism in Eukaryota, Metazoa, Cnidaria, Anthozoa, Scleractinia, Pocilloporidae. The record is from RefSeq and is a predicted model, not a curated record.
AUGGACGUAGAGUCACAACCGGGUCCAGAGAUAGACAGGAGUUUCGGAGGAGUUAAUAAGAACUACCCGAUGUUAAUGCGAACUAAGCCAGCGUCUUUGACUGUCUCUCCAAACAAUUUAAGCCAUCUCCGCCGUUCUAUCUCAGACUUCUGUCAAACAUGCAUAACAGACAGGGUCUUGUUUCUGCUUGCAUGGUUCAUUUACAGGGGUACUCUGAGGGACGGGACACAAUUUGACAGCAGUAUCCCUCGAGGAGAACCAUUCGUGUUUACAUUAGGAGUGGGACAAGUUAUCAAAGGAUGGGAUCAAGGACUAUUAAAUAUGUGUGAAGGAGAAAAGAGGAAACUUGUAAUCCCAUCAGACCUUGGUUAUGGGGACAGAGGAGCUCCCCCUAAGAUCCCAGGGGGCGCUACAUUGGUAUUUGAGGUUGAGCUGUUGAAGAUAGAGCGAAAAACAGAAUUGUAAUCAGAUCUUGAACACCAUAUAGCGUGAAGGAAAUCUUCUGAUGUCAGAACUUUUUGAAAAUAAAACUGUCUGUAAGAAAAUCAUAGAA